Xenopus laevis (African clawed frog) is the source of this 1870-nucleotide messenger RNA. RefSeq names its product histidyl-tRNA synthetase 1 L homeolog (gene hars1.L). The record is from RefSeq and is a predicted model, not a curated record. The transcript is spliced from 14 exons. Gene Ontology annotation, cellular component: mitochondrion; cytosol; cytoplasm. Gene Ontology annotation, biological process: mitochondrial translation; histidyl-tRNA aminoacylation. Gene Ontology annotation, molecular function: RNA binding; identical protein binding; ATP binding. The coding region runs from base 248 to 1777 and encodes 509 amino acids. Lineage: Eukaryota; Metazoa; Chordata; Amphibia; Anura; Pipidae.
UCCGUCUGUCAGCGUGCGUCUCGCGCCAUCUUUAUUUUGGGCACAUGGUCUGAAAACCAAUCUGGUUUAUGGCUAUUAAAGAACGAGAGACAGCGUGAAACUUCAUAUCGUUGUCGGCAAUUAUAAAGAACCUGAGGUGUUGGCUCUGGAAGCUGGAUUGCAGUUUCCCAUUAAAGAACAGAACACUAGGGAACUUGAGCAUGUGGCAAUUUCAUAGUUGCAUGAAUACCAACGAGUAAUAUAAGUCAUGGGAUCACUAAGAUCAUUGUCGUCAUCAUGUCGGGCACUGCUGGUUGGCAGGAGGAUUUUGGCUCGUGUUACAUCUGUUCCAUAUAGACUAUAUCAGCCCGGUGAUCAGGCCACAAAAGAUGCUGUUGAAGAUGUAAUUGCCCAAAAGGGGGUGCAGAAGAAUUUUGUCCUAAAAACACCAAAGGGCACACAUGAUGUUCAUCCCAAACAAAUGGCAAUCCGGGAGAGAAUUCUCUCCACAGUUGUGGAUUGCUUUAAGCGUCAUGGAGCUGAAACUAUUGACACUCCUGUGUUUGAACUGAAAGAAACACUGACUGGAAAAUAUGGAGAAGAUUCGAAACUGAUCUAUGAUCUGAAGGACCAGGGCGGAGAGCUGCUGUCAUUGCGCUAUGACCUAACUGUGCCAUUUGCUCGCUUCCUGGCCAUGAACAAGAUCACCAAUAUAAAGCGCUAUCACAUUGGCAAGGUCUAUCGGAGGGAUAAGCCAGCCAGAGGACGCUACAGAGAAUUCUAUCAGUGUGACUUUGACAUUGCUGGGCACUAUGACCCCAUGAUUCCUGAUGCCGAGUGCUUGAAAAUUGUGCAUGAGAUACUCACAGAACUGCAGCUGGGGAACUUUUGCAUCAAGGUGAAUGACCGGAGGCUUCUCAUUGGAAUACUUACAGUCUGUGGUGUGCCUGAGACCAAGUUCAGAACAGUGUGCACUUCAAUUGACAAGCUCGAUAAGAUUCCUUGGGACAGCGUCAGGAGGGAACUGAUUGAAGACAAGGAGCUGAAAGCUGAGACUGUAGAGCAAAUUGGCAAAUACAUCAGACUUAACGGUGGGCUGCCUCUGCUAGAACAUCUAUGGGCUGACUCUAAGCUUUCCCAGAAUAACCUGGCAAUGGAGGGGCUGCGAGACUUGAAGCUGCUAAAUAAGUACUCCGAAAUCUUUGGUGUGACAGACAAGAUUGUCUAUGACUUGGGUUUGGCCCGUGGUCUGGAUUAUUACACUGGAGUGAUAUAUGAAGCAGUGCUGCUCCGGAAUCCAGGAGGACCCCCUGUUCAGCAGAAUGGGCAUUCAGAAGAAUUUGGCAGUGUUGCUGGUGGGGGGCGCUAUGAUGGCUUGGUGGGGAUGUUUGAUCCUAAGGACCGGGCAGUACCAUGCGUGGGGCUCAGUAUAGGGAUUGAAAGAAUAUUCACACUUUUAGAAAACAAAUACAAGAAUUCCAAGGAGAAAGUCCAAACUACUGAAACUCAGGUCCUGGUGGCAUCAGCUCAGAAAUAUUUCCUAGAAGAGAAGAUGAAGCUUAUUGCAGCCCUGUGGAAUUCUGGGAUCAAAGCUGAAAUGUUUUACAAAGAGAACUCAAAGUUUCUGAGCCAAUUAAAUUACUGUGAAGAGAGAGGAAUCCCGUUGGUGGCCAUCAUUGGGGAGCAGGAACUGCAAGCUGGGGUGGUGAAGCUGAGAAAUGUAGCAACCAGGGAAGAGAUGGACAUCUCCAGGGAAAAUGUUAUAGAAGAAAUCCGGAAGCUUACAAGACGGCAGUGAUAAUGCUCCAAAUGUCCAGCUCCUUGCACACACAAUUUUCUUUUUAUAUGUGUAUAAAACAAACAAUUAUGAAAUAAAAUAUUUUGCAACAGA